AAAAAGCCUGCUGCUGGCUGCCGCGCGCGCUCAGUAAUUAUUCCGCUCUCGCGCAGCUGAGUGCCGACAGCUGAAAGCUCAGCAUCACUUUCUAUCUCUUCCCACCGCACUGCGAUUCCUGCGAGCCGAGGCGGCUUCUUCCUGGACGGCGUCUUUUCGCUUCAACCGGGGGUACCGCGGGUCGGAGGGGGUGGCUCGGAGCUGACCGACAGAUGCUCGAGACCCGCAGCAGGUGCCCCCCAGACCCGACGGGAGGGAGUCCAGCAGCGCAGCGAUGGGACAGUUUUCGGGAGGAUGCAGCUUGACUUUUUCCAUCUUCGUGCUUCUUCUUGGCUCGCGAGCCCCGGCCACGUUAGCCAGAGGUGCCAGAGGUGAAGCCCUGCAGCAUGGCCAGUCUGAGACCCUCCCCCGCUUCCUGCAGGAGCCUGUUGAUGCCUACAUUAUUAAGAGUAACCCCAUCAAGCUCCGGUGUCAAGCCCAGCCAGCGCUCCAAAUCUUCUUCAAGUGCAACGGAGAAUGGGUCCAUCAGAGCCAGCACAUGUCUCAAGAGCAUGCCGAUGUUGUGACAGGGUUGAAGAUCCGUGAAGUGAUGAUCAACAUCUCACGUCAGCAGGUGGAGGACUUUCACGGUCCGGAGGACUACUGGUGUCUGUGCGUCGCCUGGAGUCACCUGGGAACCUCCAAGAGCCGCAAGGCAUCCGUCCGCAUUGCCUACUUGAGGAAGAACUUUGAGCAGGACCCUCAAGGCACCGAGGUGCCGCUUGAUGGCAUGAUCGUGCUGCACUGCCGUCCCCCAGAGGGCGUGCCCGUGGCUGAGGUGGAAUGGCUGAAAAAUGAUGAGCCCUUGAGUUUUGGCGAUGACGGCAUGAGUAACACGAGAGGGGACCAUGAUCUAAUUAUCUCAGAAGCCCGUCUCUCUGACUCGGGGAACUACACCUGCGCAGCCAGCAACAUCGUGGCUAAGAGGCGCAGUGCCACAGCUGUGGUUGUGGUUUAUGUGAAUGGAGGCUGGUCGUCGUGGACAGGCUGGUCCCCCUGCAGCGUGCACUGUGGUCGAGGUGUGCAGAAACGUUCUCGAACGUGCACCAAUCCAGCUCCCCUAAACGGAGGAGCCUUCUGCGAGGGAACGCCGUCGCAGAAGAGCCCAUGCAACACCGUGUGUCCAGUGGAUGGCGGAUGGGGGGAGUGGAGCGAGUGGUCUGUGUGUAGCUCAGACUGCGAGAGGCAGCGCAGCAGAGAGUGCACAGCGCCGGAGCCCAAACACGGCGGUCGACUGUGUGACGGCGUGGCGGCGGCUGCAGAGAACUGCACAGGCGGCCUGUGCACGCAGAAUCGGAAGCUGCUGCAUGACGCUAAGCCACAGGGUGUGGAGAGAACCAGUGAUGUGGCCCUGUACUCAGGCCUGGCAGCAGGAGUGGUAACCGUGGUGAUGCUGAUCAUCGCAGUCACGCUUUAUCGGCGGAGCCAAAGUGAGUACGGAGUUGAUGUCAUCGACUCCUCUGCCCUCACCGGGGGGUUCCAGUCUUUCAGCUUCAAGACUUCUCGACAAGCCAACCCUCUGCUUAUUAACUCAUCCAUGCAACCUGAUCUAACGGUGUCGCGCACGUAUACCAGUCCCAUGUGUUUCCAGGACUCCAUUGACAAGGAGAUAAUGGCUGAGCACUCACUGCUUGACCCGCUGCCUGAUCUAAAGGCUAAAGGGGCGGCAGAAAGGGCAGAGUACCACAUCAUGUCCCACCCCCAGACGUUUCCACGGGGCUUGGCUCCAGACUACAGAGGAGUUCCUGUGGGGACGACACUGGGCCGAAGGGGCAGAAACCUUUUUGCUCCACAAGCAUUUCAAACUCACAGCAGGCCUCUGAACAAAGCAACGGCAGUGUUUGGCCACGCUGGAGGCAGGCUGGUGGUGCCCAACACAGGUAUCAGUCUGUUGGUGCCUCACGGGGGGAUUGCAGAAGACACUACCUGGGAAAUGUACAUGAGCAUCAACCAGGAGGACAGCAGCGCCAUGUCCGAGGAUGGGUCAGAGAUCUUUCUGAGUCCUGCCGUCACGUACGGCCCACCGGGCCUUGACCUGUCCUGUCCCACAGCCAUGACCGUAGCCCAUUGUGCAGAAGUCUCUGCUGAGAACUGGACCAUCAGGUUAAAGAGGCAAACCCAGGACAACAAGUGGGAGGAAGUGAUGUCUGUGGACGAGGAGAGCACGUCCUGCUACUGUCUGCUGGAGGCCCAGAGGUGUCACGUUCUCCUGGGUCAGCCGGGUCGCUACGCGCUGGUGGGGGAGGCUCUGAACCAGGAGGCAGCUAAGCGUUUGAGACUGGCCGUGUUUGGUGGUCUGGACUCCAGCAACUCUCUGGGCUUCACUAUCAGGGUGUACUGUGUGGAGGACACGCCCCACUCCUUUCAGGAGGUAGCUGUGGGGGAGCGCAGCAGGGGCGGACGGCUGCUCGAGGAACCUAAAAUUAUGCUGUUUAGGGGGAACACUUUCAGCCUGCAGGUGUCCAUCCAGGACGUCCCACGGUUACUCUGGAGCAUCAAGCCUUUCAACACCUGCCAGGAGUUCUCCUUUUCUCAGGUGUGGGCCGGUAACCAGUGUCCCCUGCAGUGUGCCUUCUCUUUGGAGCGAUACAGCCACUCCUCGUCUCAGCUCUCCUGCAAGAUCAGCAUCCGACAGGUCGCAGGAGAGGAGCAGAUACUCCAGAUCUAUACAUCUGUAGUGGAGAACGAAAAGGGUGUGGUCCCCUUUUUCACGCAGUCAGACUGUACCGUCACCUCCCAGACGGGGUCAAGGGCCUUUAAAAUCCCCCUGUCCAUUCGUCAGCGGAUCACCGCCACCUUCGAUGCUGCUAACUCCAACGGGAAGGACUGGCAGCUCCUGGCCCAGAAGCUCCACAUAGACAGGAACCUGUGCUACUUUGCAUGUCAGGAGAGCCCGUCCUCGGUCAUUCUGAGUCUGUGGGAGGCCCAGCACCAGGACCCAGGAGAUCUGGACUCUCUGGCCAGUGCUCUUGAGGAAAUCGGAAAGGUCCAGUCCCCCAGGGGACCUCCUGCUCUUUGUUCCACUAAAGAAGACUCAGAAUUCACAAAAGUUGGGUAGGGAAGGUCGACCACAGCCCGACUCAUGACAAACCUUUUACUGCAUGAACACUGACGAUCAGGUGUAACCAACUAACACGCGAAGAGGAGACUGUUAUUACAGGAACGCCUCUGCUAAACCAAAUGGUCCGUUCAGACGUGACCGAGACGAGACAUGAGUGUUUGUGUUUAUAAGAGGCAACACGGUUCGGAACGGAAAGCCUUUGAAGCUGCUUCAGUCUCUUGUAGUCAGAAUCUAGAUGUCUGUGUGAAGACGGAGUGUGUUUUACGCACGCUGACACUAAGGUCGGUGUUGUGAACCUCCCAGUACUAGAUGUGCUUGUACGGUACUUACCAUCAAACGGCCUUCUGGGUAAUCAACAUGUUCAGUGUAAAAAAUGUCUUUGCAGUAUUUUCUCAUGCAUUGUCUCAAUUCAUGCCGCUUUAUUUUCUCUCCUUUGUGUUUAAUGUUUCUUGAGUUGAAUUCAAAAUGAAGAAAAAAUAACCACAGAAAGCAGAUUUUGCUCUCAUGUUCGUCCUAAAAUGUUUUCUAAGUGAUGAGGAUUUAAACAGACUUGUCUACGUGCUGGAGAGGAGAGAUUUCAACAAUCAGCCACAAGCGCACAUGAAUGUUUUCCAUCUCCGAGCCGAAUCAUCAGACUGCAGAGAAACCCGCUGAUCUGUGCCUCAUCUGGAAAAGCAGCCAGAGCUGAACCCACCCCCCACCCCCCCACCCCCCCACACACACACACACGAGUUCAAGUAAUCAGCGUCCGGUUCAUUUGGAGGAAGUUUUAAUAUGUGACUUAACACCAGAGCAGACUGGGGGGACGUUACAAACCUGAGCAUUGCACUGGUGAAGUGGUGUGUAGUUCAAUGUCCCCUCGGGGAUGUUUUUUUUUCCUUUUCUUUUUUCUCUCAGCAUUUUUUGAAUUAAAAGUUUUAACUUUUGAUGUGUGGCUUGACUGGAGCUGCUUCUCUUGGAUCACUGGUUCAUCAAAAAAACCUGGGCAUCGUAAUUUGGGCACAGCCAUUACCUUCUCUCCUCUGUCGCCUCAGCAACUUCAACAUCCACUUUAAAAACCACAUCCUGAUUAAAAAAAUCCCUUCAGUCAGUUGCUCCACCUGCCCCCAAACUUAAUAAAGUGACUUUGUGUUGAA
Messenger RNA from Nothobranchius furzeri (turquoise killifish), 4236 nucleotides. Its product is annotated as netrin receptor UNC5D. The record is from RefSeq and is a predicted model, not a curated record. Gene Ontology annotation, biological process: netrin-activated signaling pathway; axon guidance. Gene Ontology annotation, cellular component: membrane. NCBI's taxonomy places the organism in Eukaryota, Metazoa, Chordata, Actinopteri, Cyprinodontiformes, Nothobranchiidae. Gene Ontology annotation, molecular function: netrin receptor activity; protein binding.